Messenger RNA from Caenorhabditis angaria, 1595 nucleotides. NCBI's taxonomy places the organism in Eukaryota, Metazoa, Nematoda, Chromadorea, Rhabditida, Rhabditidae. The record is from the annotation of a GenBank genome assembly.
AUGGAAAUCUCUGAUCGAAUUGAACAGUUCACAAAAAUGAUGGAAGAGGAUGAACUUCUUUUGAAAUCAACUGCAAUCCAUUAUUUUCGGAAACUAUUUGCAACCGAAAGAGACAAAUCAAAAGUUCCCGAUGAAUCGCCGUUUUAUUUGAGAAUCGUUAGUUUUGGUUUUGCGAAUACAAACUGACUUCUGAUAUUUAAAUAAAUCCUUUCAGAUCAAUCAAAUAAUUCGGGCCCUUUCAAACAAUUAUUUGGAUCAUGAUUCUCAAGCUGAUGCCAUUUGGGUUGUCACAAAUAUGUGUUGUUUGAAUCAAAAAAUCAAUCACUUAUUUGUUGAAGCUAAUUGCAUUGAUAUUUUGGUGAAACAAUUAACAAAUGGCGAUCGAAAAAUAGCAAAUCAGUGUAUUUGGGCAAUUGCGAAUAUUGCAGCUGAUUGUAUUGAUUGUAAAAUGAGAUGUCGAUCUGUUAAAGUUUUCAAACAACUUGUUCAAAAAUUAACAAAAUCUUAUGAAAUGAAUCAAGUUGAUCGUCGAAAUCUUAUUUGGUGUAUCAAUAAUUUGACAUCUGGUGGUAGAAUUCAAGUUCCGAAUACUGUUGCAAAAUCAAUGAUUCGAGCUUUAUCUGAUAAUUUGUUUAAUUCAAAAGGAUAUCCAACAGAAUCAGCCAGCAAAAUUCUUUGGUCUUUAGCAAAUAUCGCAGAUGAUAUCAAUAAUUUGAAUCGUAUUGAUAUGAUACUUGAUCAAUCUGAACUAGUUCAAAACUGUUUGAGUAUAUUUUUGGAUUCCACAUAUUCGCAACUUCAUACAGCAGCUCUUCGUCUAAUUGGAAAUAUUGCUGUUGGAAAUAACGAGCAAACUGAUCGACUGUUGGCUUUUUCCAAUUUUCGUUAUGUUCUCGAAUUAGCAAUGACAAAAGUCGAACAUCGAAGUGAAGUUGCUUGGAUUUGUUCGAAUAUUUGUGCUGGUCUUCCAAGACAUAUUGAUUAUUUAUUGAUAAAUGAUAAAUUCUAUAGAUGGGUUCAAGAAGGAAUUCAAUCGAAAGAGAGAAGAUUUGAAAAAGAGUGUUUAUGGAUUGUGGCAAACUCGUUGGUUUCUGGAGAUGAAGCACAAAUUGAAUGGCUUGUUGAACAGGUUUGAUUUUCAAAGAGAUAGAAAAAGAGUGCGAAUUGACAUUGAAAACAUUUUUUUGAGUACUGUAGUUUUUCUGAAAAUUUACAUUUCAAAAUCUCAAAUGACUUUCAAAUUAUUUUCCAACAAAAUUUACGACAAAGCUCCGUGUCUCGGAGUAGUUUUUUCUAAAAAAAAAACCAAUUUUCAGGGUGUAAUAUUCCAAAUCGCACGCCUUUUGAAAAGUGAAGAUACUCGUUUAAAUGAAAAAGGAUUGAGUGCAGCAAUUCAUAUAAUUCGAGAAUAUCCUUGGCAACAAAGAUUAUUCGAAGAAUUGAAAAUUGUUGAAUGCAUCGAUACUUCAGAAUCUCCAAUGCUAUUUUCUGCUCAAAAACGAGAACUCGAAAUAAUAUUGACAAACUCGGCAACUCCAAAAAUACCGAAAAUUGAAGAUGAAUUCAAAUACUUGAGCUUCUCAAAAAUCGAAUGA